AGAAGCAACGAGACAUCAUCAUGCCCGAGCCAGCAAAGUCAGCGCCCAAGAAGGGCUCCAAGAAAGCCGUCACCAAGACCGCAGGGAAGGGCGGCAAGAAGCGCAGAAAGUCCAGGAAGGAGAGUUACGCCAUCUACGUAUACAAGGUCCUGAAGCAGGUCCACCCCGACACCGGCAUCUCCUCCAAGGCCAUGGGAAUCAUGAACUCGUUCGUGAACGACAUCUUCGAGCGUAUCGCCGGAGAGUCCUCUCGCCUGGCCCACUACAACAAGCGUUCUACCAUCACCUCCAGGGAGAUCCAGACCGCCGUGCGCCUGCUGCUCCCCGGUGAACUUGCCAAACACGCCGUGUCCGAGGGCACCAAGGCCGUAACCAAGUACACCAGCUCCAAGUAAACAGCGCAUUUGGACUGCUCUACUAACCCAAAGGCUCUUUUAAGAGCCACCCACUCUGUCAGUAAAAAGAGCAUUUCCAUCGCCACCGAAUGAAUGCGCAGGUAGGCUGCGUUACAUUGUAGGACCGCGGUUACAUUGUAUCAUUGUUUAAUGGGCG
This is a messenger RNA of Coregonus clupeaformis (lake whitefish), 552 nucleotides long. RefSeq names its product histone H2B. The record is from RefSeq and is a predicted model, not a curated record. Bases 21 to 395 code for a protein of 124 amino acids. Gene Ontology annotation, molecular function: DNA binding; structural constituent of chromatin; protein heterodimerization activity. NCBI's taxonomy places the organism in Eukaryota, Metazoa, Chordata, Actinopteri, Salmoniformes, Salmonidae. Gene Ontology annotation, cellular component: nucleosome. The transcript is spliced from 2 exons.